AUGAAAACAUUUUUGGUAGCUACUUUUUUUGGGAUAACACAUGCUUUUUCAAAAAACACUGAAUUUACUUAUAAAAGAUCUUCAUUAGAUUCACUAUUAGAUUCAUUAAAUUCAUCAUUAGAUUCAUUAAGCAAAGAAAAAAUUUUGGUUUUAAUUCUAGAACAGAGCGCAAUAAAUGAUCAAUGUGAAAUAAAAUUAAAAGAAUACUGUAAUGAUUUGAAAAGUAUAAAUAUAAAGCCAAAGGAUUUGUAUCCUAUAUUAGAAGAGCUAUGUGAAGAAAGGAAAGGAAAACAAAAAUGCACUGAUCUUAAAGACAAAAUUACUACCAUUUCUAACAAAGUCAAAGAUUCUCUUGAUAAUAUUAACAAUAAUAUCGAAAAUUUAAAAUUUUAUUUGGAAAAAAAACAUUGUAAUUACGUUCAUUUUCAAUGCAUGUUUUUCCGAAAAUUUUCUGGUUUUUCUAUUGUAUGUGAUAAUAUACUCGAACAAUGUUAUGAAAAAAUAAGUAAAAAUUUAACAUAUGAAGUUCUUUUAAGAGCCCUUGAUGGGAAUUUAAAAGAUAAAACAGCAUGUGAAACAAAAAUUAAAGAUUCUUGUCAAAAGUUAAAUAUGGAAAACUUUUAUUUAAUCUGGUUUUGUUUUCAGAAAGAACGUACGUGUAAUGUUCUUAUUGAAAAUGCAAAAUAUAAUUGUGAAAGUCUUAAAAAAAAUAUCAAAAAUACACUUGAAAAUAAUUAUAAACUAAAAGAAAAAUGUUAUUUUUUACUUCAGGAAUGCUAUUUCUAUUCAUCAAACUGUGAAAAAGAGGACAAACAAGAAUGUAUGAAGCUUAAAAGUUUCUGUGAAGAAAAGAACAUUAUAUACCCUCAUUCCCAUAGCUUUUCUUUUAACCCAAUGAUUUCAUUUACACUACAAGAAAAAAUAGGUCUUCAGCAACUUUAUUCAGAGGCACUAGCUUUUGGCGUUUUUCUUGGUAAAUCUUUGUUAACAAGUCUUUCUCGUUUCUUAGUAUUUUCAAAUUAUUAUGGAAAAAACAAUGCAGAAAAAUUAAAUAAUUUUCAGAAAUGUAUUAAUUCUCUGAAAAAUUGCACUUUUAAAUACUUAACAGAAGAUCUGAAAAGUAUAUGUAAUACAGUUAGUCAUGAUGAAACGUGCAGAAAAUUGAAUAAUGAAUUACAAGAAGAAUGUCGCUCUCUUAAAUUAUAUCUCUACAACAAUAAACUUUCUAGUGUAAAUAAUAAUACUGAAUCCAAUUCCUACUCAUGGGAUCAACUACCAGAAACAAUUUCUCAAGAAGAUUGUAUAAAUUUCUCCACAAAAUGCUAUUAUAUAAGUUCAUACUGUUCUAAUGCUCUUUUAAAUGCAUGUCAGAAUUUAAAACGAGGUUGUUCUAAAUCGGCGUUUUACAAAUUAGCAUACGGAAUAUUGGAAGAAGGGUUGUUUGGCUUAUUUCACAAUUUAAAUUCAAAUAGACUUAAAAAAUGUACAGAUAAAUUGGUAGAAAAAUGCCAAACGCUCAGAAAUAGAAGUAUAUAUCUACUUUCAUUAUGCUUAAAACCAAAAGAAACAUGCAAAGCACUUGCGAAGGACGUUGAAAAGAAAAGUCAUCGUUUACAACAUAUUUUGGAUGAAAAAAGAGAUUAUCCACAAGAACAAGAUUGCCUUGUUUUAGAAAAAAAAUGUAAAGAUCUGACAAAAGACUUCAAUCAACUUAAUGCUCCUUGUAAUACGUUAAAAAAACAUUGUGAUCAUUUGAGGAAUACAAAAAAACUGAAAGGUGCUUUAUUAAUCAAAAAUAAAGAUAUUUUAGUAAAUGUCGAUAAUUGUACAGAAUAUUUAAAUAUAAAAUGUUCUCAAUGGUUUAGAAGGGAAAUAAAUCCAUUCAAUCUUACGUGUGUAGCACAUCGCAAAUCAUGCGUUAUAAUGACUGAAGACGUGCAAAAUCAUUGUUCUGCAUUCCAACAAAAUAUGGAGGAUCACAAAGUUAUUGAAAAAUCAAAAGAGGAUGAAGAAAGAGAUGAUAUUUGUUUUCUUUGGGAGGAAUACUGCGAUAUGCUUAUGGAAAAUUGCCCCCAUAAACUAAAACAUGAUAAUAACGGUGGCAAUGGGCCUUGUAUGAAACUUAAAAACAAUUGUAAAACAUUUCGUGAAAAAAAACCUUUAUUAAAAGUUCUCAUGUACAAUAUGAAAGGCUCUUUAACAAGAAAGGAUAUAUGUGUUAAUCAACUGAAUAAUUAUUGUAGAAAUUCAAUGAAAUCGAACAAGACUCUUAAAAAUUUAUGUCAAAAAUAUAACAAAGAUGAAAAGACAAGGAAUAAAAUUUGCGAUAAGUUUAUCAAAUGGGUGAAAAUAUUGUGUGAUACCUUACCAAUUAAACUGGAUAAAGCUGUUGAGGACUUAAAAAAUAGAGCAAAUGAAUUUAAAAAAGCCAAACAAGAAACAGAAAAAGCUGUUAAUGACUCGGGUUUAUUCUUACUGAUUUCUCAAGCAAUAAAUGAAAAGCAGAAUUAUUAUCGCUUUAAUACACGUAGUAAUAUUCACAAUAAUGUCACAGCUUACAUUAAGCUUAUGCGUCGUGAAGAUGUUCUAGAUACUCAUCCAUCAGUACGUCAAGGAUUAGCGUUUGAUUUAAUAUCUUUGGUUAUAGAAUUAUAUUUAGAAGCUAAGGCUAUCUGUGAUCAUUCUAUCCAAGAGUGUGUUUUUGAAAAUGAUUGUCUUAAGUUUAAGGAUUCAUGCAAAGAAAUAGACAAAUAUUGCAAAGAAUUUGAAUUACCUGAAGCUAUAUCUCUAGUAAUUACAUCUAUAUCUACAGUAACGAUUACAGAUUCUUUAAAAGAUACCCAAUCAGAGUCCACUAUAAUAAAGAUAACAGAUGGAAGCUGUGUAUUGCUUCAUUCAAAGACAAGCUGGAUAACAAGUAAGUCACUAUCUACUGAAAUGAAAACAAGUACAUCACUUAUAACAUCGACACAAAAAUGCAAACCAGUGCCAUGUACAACAGAAAAAGCACAAACAAAAGUACCUGAAGAUGGAAAUAGAACAGAUAGGAUACUGAUACCAAGUGAAGGAAUAAAAAUAUCUAAAUUGACAAUAGUAAAUAUUGUUAUAUGGGCAAUGAGUAUCUUUAUUAUGAUUUAA
Pneumocystis jirovecii RU7 is the source of this 3138-nucleotide messenger RNA. RefSeq lists its product as uncharacterized. Lineage: Eukaryota; Fungi; Ascomycota; Pneumocystomycetes; Pneumocystales; Pneumocystaceae. Bases 1 to 3138 code for a protein of 1045 amino acids. The record is from RefSeq and is a predicted model, not a curated record. The transcript is spliced from 3 exons.